Molecule: messenger RNA, 1366 nt
Organism: Hylaeus anthracinus
Lineage: Eukaryota; Metazoa; Arthropoda; Insecta; Hymenoptera; Colletidae
Product: replication factor C subunit 4
Exons: 7
Coding region: 108-1181 (357 amino acids)
Biological process (GO): DNA-templated DNA replication; DNA repair
Cellular component (GO): nucleus; DNA replication factor C complex
Molecular function (GO): DNA clamp loader activity; DNA binding; ATP binding
Source: RefSeq, a predicted model, not a curated record
UUGAUACGAUUGGAUUUGGAAGUAAAUGCGCGGGAAUGAACAUUUCGUUCGGUACUUGAAAUUUGUGUCUUUGUCGACGAAGGGAUAUGGUUUGAAAAAGGAAAAGCAUGCAGGCUUUUCUAAAAACAGGAAAAUUGGGACCCGGAGAACCUAAAAAGCCUUCAAGUUCACGUGUAAAGGAAGAACGUAGCGGUCCUGCACCGCCAUGGGUAGAGAAAUACCGUCCGAAAACCGUGGAAGAUGUUGUCGAACAAGGAGAAGUAGUCGAAGUAUUAAGACAAUGUUUAAAGGGCAAUGACUUUCCAAAUUUGUUAUUUUAUGGUCCACCAGGAACUGGAAAAACAAGUACUAUAUUGGCAGCAGCCAGACAACUGUUUGGUAGCCUCUACAAAGAGAGGAUAUUAGAAUUAAAUGCCUCGGAUGAAAGAGGUAUUCAAGUUGUGAGAGAUAAAAUCAAAUCAUUUGCUCAACUUACAGCAGGUGGCAUGAGAGACGAUGGGAAAAGCUGUCCGCCAUUCAAAAUUAUUAUCUUGGACGAAGCGGAUAGCAUGACGAACGCGGCGCAAACAGCUCUUCGUCGUACUAUGGAAAAGGAGUCUCACAGUACUCGCUUUUGUUUAAUUUGCAAUUACGUGUCAAGAAUUAUAGAACCGCUAACAUCGCGCUGUACAAAAUUUAGGUUCAAACCAUUGGGAGAAGACAAAAUCGUCGAUAGAUUAGAGCAUAUAUGCAAGCUAGAAGAUUUAAAAGCAGAAAAGCCUGUUCUAUUGAAAAUUGUCGAUGCCUCUGGCGGAGAUUUAAGACGUGCUAUAACAUGUUUACAAUCUAUUACAAGGUUAAAGGGACAUGGCAUCGAGAUCACGGUGAACGACGUUCUUGAAAUAAUAGGUAUUGUUCCAGAUAAAUGGUUGGAUGAAUUAUUGGAAGUGUGCAAGACGAAAGACUACGGUAAAGCUGAAACUUUUAUCGAUCAAUUUAUGUUGGAAGCGUACGCUACGUCUCAAGUUAUAGAACAACUUAGCGAAAAAAUUAUAUAUUCCAACGAAUUAUCGGACAAGCAAAAAGCAUUGAUCGCAGAAAAGCUUGGGGAAUGCAACUAUAGAUUGUUAGAUGGCGGAAGUGAAUACAUACAACUCGUAAAUCUUUGUUGCGGGAUAAUAAAAGCUUACGAGAUAGUCUAAGUAUUUAUAGUAUUUAACUGUAUAACAAUAAUUAGUGCAAGGAUAUUACGAAUUUUACAUUCCCUGUAUAAGUCCAGUUCCCCUAGUAUUUGUGACAUAGCGUAAUUAAUUUAACCCCUUUGGAUCCGAUGAUGAUACAUGUGUUUCGUAUGUCCGUAUAUAAACAUACAUACUUGUAAUAUUUA